UCAUGCUUCAAUGAAGCAGAGGAAUCCACCGGCUUGCAAAGGAAACUGCAUCAGGACAAAGAUAAAUCUCCUGGCAUUCCUGGAAACAUAGAGAGAUGAUCCUCCUUGUUUUGUGUGUGUGCCUGGCUGCAGAAUUGCACCAAUCUGAGGGAUCUCUCAGCCAACCAGAUGCUCUGGGGACCAUCAGUGCGGACCAGCUAAUGGAAAUCAUUGAUCUUCACAAUGCAUUAAGGAGAAAUGUGGAUCCACCAGCCAAAAACAUGCUGAAAAUGAGUUGGAAUGAGGAAGCUGCGGCAAAUGCUCAAGCAUGGGCUGAUGAAUGCACGCUAAAUCACAGUCCAAAAGCACGAAGAGUGGUUGGUAGAAAUCAAUGUGGUGAAAACCUCUUCAUGUCAAGCGGGCCCUCCAACUGGACUAACGCAAUUAUAUCUUGGUACAACGAAAAUAAAUUUUUCAAACACGGCGUGGGAGCAACCCCAGAAGGCGCGGUCAUUGGCCAUUACACGCAGAUGGCUUGGUAUUCGACCUAUAAGAUGGGAUGCGGUUCUGCCUACUGUCCUAAUCAACCAACGUUCAAGUAUUAUUACGUUUGCCACUACUGCCCUGCAGGGAACAUUCAAGGACGUAUUGCAACCCCAUAUGAAAAAGGACCUCCAUGUGGGGCAUGUCCGAAUGACUGUGAGGAUGGACUCUGCACUAAUCCAUGCAAAUUUAGAAGCGAGUACCCCAACUGUGAUCAGUUGGUUGCUGACUGGGGAUGUGACCACCCGAUGCUAAGUAAGAACUGCGAGGCUUCUUGCAAAUGCACCACAGAAAUAAGAUAAAAUCUCCCCAGUUAACUCGUUUACGCGCUUCCUCGCCUGGUGUCGAAACCGUAACUUUGCGUUCAAACGCUAUCUUCUGUCACCAUUUAUAUUUCGGAAUGCAGAUUAGGCAAAGUUUGGGGAUGGCAACGAGACUAUUUCACGUGAGAGUUUCCCCACUCCUGUAACCAAAUUUGCUUCGCUAAUAAAGCUUUAAUUUCAAAAA
Molecule: messenger RNA, 1029 nt
Organism: Sphaerodactylus townsendi
Lineage: Eukaryota; Metazoa; Chordata; Lepidosauria; Squamata; Sphaerodactylidae
Product: serotriflin-like
Exons: 8
Coding region: 96-824 (242 amino acids)
Cellular component (GO): extracellular region
Source: RefSeq, a predicted model, not a curated record